Messenger RNA from Paramecium octaurelia, 244 nucleotides. The record is from the annotation of a GenBank genome assembly. NCBI's taxonomy places the organism in Eukaryota, Ciliophora, Oligohymenophorea, Peniculida, Parameciidae.
AUGGGUCUUUUGUUAUAGUUCCUUAAUUUAAAUAUUUUAGAUUAGAGUAAAUGUCUGGGGUUAUUGGUGAUUCGUUUAUUUUUGAUAUAAAACUUAAUUGCUUAAGGAGACAUCUCCAACUUAUUGGUAUUCAAUAAUCAUAAAUUUAAUUUAGGAAAAUUCAAUAGCUAGAAAUCCAAGAAUCUUAUAAUAGCAAUAAUAAUGUACCCAAUUUUCAGGAUCCAACUUGGAGUAAGGAGAUUGA